Sardina pilchardus (European sardine) is the source of this 4422-nucleotide messenger RNA. RefSeq names its product zinc finger and BTB domain containing 22a (gene zbtb22a). Bases 810 to 2882 code for a protein of 690 amino acids. Gene Ontology annotation, molecular function: protein binding; DNA-binding transcription factor activity, RNA polymerase II-specific; RNA polymerase II cis-regulatory region sequence-specific DNA binding. Gene Ontology annotation, biological process: regulation of transcription by RNA polymerase II. The record is from RefSeq and is a predicted model, not a curated record. NCBI's taxonomy places the organism in Eukaryota, Metazoa, Chordata, Actinopteri, Clupeiformes, Clupeidae. The transcript has 4 exons.
AGCCUACACACACACACAAACUCACACACCCACACAAGGGUAGGCUACAAAGGCUAAAUGACUUCACAUCUCAAACACAUCCCUUUUUAAGUGGCCCAUCGUAAAUGGAUGAUGGCCUUUCUAGGCCAAGUGAAAUGUCAAGAGGACUAUGCGGCCUUCUUUGGUCAAUUCAAAAUGACUAAUAGCUAGUCUAAUUGCAGCAUAUCAAGACACUAGUUUAAGUUGUUAAACUUACUUGCUUUCUAUCGUAUUUGUAAAACCAGAUUAAUUCAAGGAUGUGUGUUUUAGGCCUGAAUUUAAGCAUAACAUUGUGUUGCUACAUUCUGUUGUUCGGAUGAAACUUGUUCAAGCUCACAUAAUUGAUGUUAUAUGCAAAUAUUUUAAUGACUUAUACAUAUUACAUAAUAUAUUGAUGGCAAUGCCAGUCAAAAUAUUUGAAGUUAAACGAGAAAAGCGUCAGGCUAUUUAUUGCUAAGGUUGGUCCUUUCAAUUCCUUUUAGGAAGAGAGACGUACUGCUGUUUGGUUUACAGACUGUAGCUAACAUUAGUAAGGUUAUUCUUUAAUGGAUAAAUAUCGAUAGCCGUUGAGAUCACAAGGGGCAUAUCUGAACGGCAAUGUCUCGGGUCACAUGUCACCCCUACAUUAUCGCCAAAGAAGACGGAAGAAUAUCCCCUGAAAGAAAAUUCAAAAGCGGCGUAUCAUUAAGUAAGCUAACCAACUGGCUAGCUGUAGGCAGCAGCUAACAUUAGCUAGCUAGUUGAGUUAGCAAUUCUCGGACCUUCCUUUACGUUUUUGAACGGCCCGACCAAUGGACAGGGUCUGCCGGGGGGCUACCGCCCCUUCUGGCACAGCGAUCCAAGUGUGCUUCCCCGAUGUGCAAGGAGCGCUCCUGGAGAAGCUGAAUCAACAGCGGGAGGAUGGAAUGCUUUGCGACCUUUCCAUCCAUGUGCAAGGACAAGUGUUCAAGGCGCAUCGCUGUGUUCUUGCAGCGUCCUCGCCCUACUUUCACGACCAGGUUCUCUUGAAGAAUGUUACCACCGUGUCUCUUCCAUCAGUCAUGGACCCUCUCGCUUUCCAGAGCGUCCUAAGCUCUGCCUACACUGGACAGCUUAGCAUAGUCCGCGAGGACAUAGUCAACUACGUGACCGUGGCUAGCUUCCUGCAGAUGUGGCACAUCGUGGACAAGUGCACAGAGGUGCUAAAGCAAGUGCGCCCCCUAAUGGAGCCGAGUCCGGUGGAAAUCACACCGCCCCAUGGGGGCUCGUCCAGGCACCAGUCGCCGAGUAGCUCGGACUGCUACUAUGUAGACCCAGACGACAAGGGUCGGGAGAAGGGCCGUGACUGCAUAUCAUCCCUGGAGAAAGGGUCAAGGGGCAUGGAGCAAAAGGGGCCGCUACCCCCCCUGGCUACCUGGAGGAGGCCGCACCUGACCUCGAGGUGGCGAGCUCGGGCGUCGCCGCAGCAGCCCGAGUCCUUCAGCCAGCCACCGCCACUGGCCUCCGGGUCUGUCUUCAGCCCCGAGCACAGCGAGGAUCUCUCCGUCAGCGAGGGAGUGUCCAUCCCCGGUGGCAGUGGUCAUCACACUGGCCCCUAUGGGCAGCACAUGGGACGAGGACUAGAGACCGUCCCCACACGGCUCGAAGGGCUCGCCGACCCUUCCCACCUAAGAGAGAGGACGCGGCCAAAGGGAGCCCCCACAGGCCGCAGGAGACACCCAAGCUGGGAACGAGAGGGAAGGGAGGACGGAGGCCUCCAGGAGAGCCAGAGUGGAGGUGAGAGGGGGAUCGAGGCAGACGAAGGUGUCGGUGAAGGUUUGGUAGAGGAAACCACGACAAAAACCCAAAGGACACAGCGCUCUGGAGACUACAUACCAGGCACGGCACUACUGGAAGGACGGCCAGAGGCCCCCGAGAAAGACGUGGGAGAGGUUCGGCCUCACAUUGGCCUGCCAGACACUGCGGAGGACUGUCCGCCACUGCCCUGCGGUUCUGGACUGUGUCCAGCUCCCCCCGCCCAGGAGCAGUGGCAGGCCAGUCCAUGGCUGCAGCAGAGAGACUACAGAAGAGGGGAGGACGAUGAGGUGGACGAGGACAUGGACUUUGAGCAACUGGGAGAGGGUGUGUUCGGCGGGGAAACGUACGACGAAAUCGAGGACGGGACCGGGCAGGUUUCCCAGAGGCCUCUGCUGCCGUCACCGGAUGACGGGCAGUUCAUCUCUGGCCAGUCGGAUCACAGCUGGGUUGGCGGUGGCGGCGGCAGCGGCAGCCAACACUCCCCGUCAUCCACCCCCUUCCACCCGUCGGCCUCGCCCCCGAUCCCUUCGUCCUCGUCUCCGCAGCCCAACGCUUCAGGCCCGUACACGGGCCGCCUCCACUUCUGCCACUGCGGCAAGGCCUACACCCUGAAGAGCAUGCGCGACCGCCACGUGAAGAUGCAGCACCUCAACCUCAGGCCUUUCUCUUGCCCAGUGUGCUCCAAGUCCUUCAAGAUGAAGCACCACCUCACCAAGCACCUCAAGACCCACGGCAGCGUCAGGCCCUACGAGUGCAGCCUGUGCGGCAAGAAGGUGGUCUGGAGGGACAGUUUCCUGAGACACCAGGCCCGCUGUGAGCGACUGGCUCGAGCCGGAAUGGCCGCCACCGGUGAUGACGGAGCCGACGUCGGGGACGACGGGUACGUCCCGCAGGAUGGUGACGGCUUCCUGUCGGACAGCAGUCAUGUGAAAGUGGAAAAGAUGGAUUUUAAUGGAGACGAGGUGCCUGGUAUGGAUGGACUAGACAAUAUGGCGUUUCUGUCUGGUGGGGGCAGUGUCUUGGCAACCCCUGGAAAGAUGCUGGAUGGACAUGUUUUCAAACAAGAAGAAGGAGAGAGGUUUAGCUGACUUUAGAACAUAUCUAUGUUGACGAUAAGCACAAGCAUAAUAGCAUUUUUUUAUGAAAUCUUUGCUUGCUACCAAAGUGAAAGACUAUCAUGUGAGUUUAUUCAGGAAGGUAGGGCCAAGGACUUUAACAAUUUGGAGAUAUGACAAAAUAUCAAUAUCUGCAGAAGUUCAUAUUUGUAAAAAAUGUGAAUAGUUCCUAAAUUUUUGUUUGAAGAUGCUCACUUCAUGAAUUCAGUACAAUCAUAAAUGUUCAAGUUAAUGUUUUAACCACAUAAUUUAUUCUAUUUGCAUUUCACACUGUAUGUAAUUUUUUUUUAGCUUUUUUUGUAAAUGUUAAGAAUUUUAUGCCUUUAAUCUGACAGGAUAGUCAGAUCUCGAACCGAGGUCGCUGUGGGCACAUGGACCCAAAUAUGGUACGGGCACUGGAACCAGUUGUGCCACAGCGACCACUGAAAUUUUACUUUUAAAAUACAGUCAGAGAUGGUACACAAUUUCAAGCCCAUAACAUUUUUUUUGUCACAUUCAGCAAACAUCGCCUCACAAUCCACUAGCUUCCCAUUCUGUGAGUACACUUUUUUUUUUUUUUACAAACACACACAGGGUGGCUCUCAAACACUCUCCUCGAUCCUCGAUCCUCGAUGCUCGAUCCUCGAGGGGCAUUCCCACUGAUCUAUAACUAACACUGGAUAGACUAUCCCAUUGUUGCCGCCCCAUCAUUCUUUAUGUACCUGUAGAUCAGUGAGGAUCAAGGCCCGAGGAGGAAGGGAGGAUGUAUAAAAGACCAAAUGAGAGGCACCCAUAGUCUCUGAAAACUGGGAACAAAGAAAGUGGAGGCAUCUUGUCCCCCCCAAAAAUACAAAACACAGUUGGUGGAUUUUCUCUGGAGAUACUGAUUUUUUUUUUUUAUGUAAACACAAACAAAUAACAAACAAACAUCAUGCACAAUUGCUGGCUGUACCUUACAGGUAUUGGAACAGUUAAUGUACACAUCGAUCUCUUGUGGAGUAAUGGUUCUUCAGAGUGCUGAAUCUAAAGGAUGUUUUCAUCACAAAUGUAAAUAGUUUGCACACGUUAGCAUUCAUCACUAUUACUGACAAAAUGGACUGGAUUUAUUGACUUCACUAACAGUUGAGGUCUCCGAUCAUUUCCCGACACAGUCUAAAAGACUCCUUAAUGGGCAUAGCCUACAGCCAUUUUGUUCAAUUGCAUCAAUACAAAUUCAGUCCUUAUUAAAUCAGUACCAUCUAACCACUUUGUGGAUGUGUUUUUGUUUGUUGUUGUUUGUUUUUUUCUGGGGAAGAUGCACAAUUCCAGAAAGAAUUUGUGACCAUACUGGUAGACUGCAAUAUGUUACUUUCAGUAGAGCAUCAAAUGUUUCUGUAUGUGAAGCAUGACAGACUUUAUUCACCAAGACCGGCUACCCUGUCAGAGCGGAGACUGAGAGCCAGUCUAGUCGUCCAAUAUCGGUGUGUGACAAAUGUGUGGUCAAAUAUUUCCAUAAACACACUCCUAAACCUUGUGGAAAGCCUUCCCGGAAGAG